UCUCGCAUGCCGCCGCCGCCGCCUCCUCCGCCGCCGCCCCGGUUCCCCUAAGGCGGGCGAUGGACGGCGGCGGCGCGGAGGCGCCCAGCGCGGUGGCGGCGGCGGCGGCGGCGGCGCUCAACGGCUCGCUCAACGCCUCGUGGCCCGACGACGGCAGCAACCCGUUCGAGCAGCCGGCGUGGCAAGUGGCGCUCUGGGCCGUGGCCUACGCGCUGGUGGUGCUGGUGGCCGUGGUGGGCAACGUGGUGGUGAUGUGGAUCAUCCUGGCGCACAAGAGGAUGCGCACCGUCACCAACUAUUUCCUGGUCAACCUGGCCUUCGCCGAGGCCUCCAUGGCCGCCUUCAACACCUUGGUCAACUUCACCUACGCCGUCCACAACGUCUGGUACUACGGCGCCUUCUACUGCCGCUUCCAGAACUUCUUCCCGGUGGCCGCCGUCUUCGCCAGCAUCUACUCGAUGACGGCCAUCGCCGUGGACAGGUACAUGGCCAUCAUCCGCCCACUGCAACCGAGGCUCUCUGCCACAGCCACCAAAGUGGUCAUCUGUGUCAUCUGGUUACUGGCACUCUUGUUAUCAUUCCCACAAGGUUACUUUUCAAAGACAGUAACGAUGCCAGGCCGGGUGGUUUGUCUAGUAGAGUGGCCAGAAAACUCGACCCACGCCUUUGAAAUCUCGUACCAAGUCUGUGUGACCAUGCUGAGCUACUUCUUACCACUCCUCGUGAUCGGCUAUGCCUACGCGGUGGUUGGCAUCACGCUCUGGGCUAGCGAGAUCCCGGGGGAUUCGUCGGACCGCUACCACGAACAGAUGUCUGCCAAGCGCAAGGUGGUCAAGAUGAUGAUCAUCGUGGUGUGCACCUUUGCCACCUGCUGGCUGCCUUUCCACAUCUACUUCCUCCUGCAGCAUUUUAAUGCCAGCUUGUAUGAGCAAAAGUACAUCCAGCAAAUCUACUUGGCUAUUCUGUGGCUGGCCAUGAGCUCGACCAUGUACAACCCCAUCAUCUACUGCUGUCUCAAUGACAGGUUCCGGAUCGGCUUCAAGCACGCCUUCCGGUGGUGUCCUUUCAUCAGUGCCAGUGAAUACGAAGGGCUGGAAAUGAAGUCCACCCGGUAUCUGCACACCCAAAGCAGCAUGUACAAGGUCAGUCGGAUGGAGACGACAGUCUCGUCUGUCAUUGGCAACCCGGAGGAGGAGCUGGAGGACAGCAGCAAAUCCAAGCGGCUCUCUGUGGACCUGACUUCCAACGGCUCCUCCCGUAGUGACUCCAAAACGGUGUCGGAGAGCCUGAGCUUCUAUUCCAACACCCUUUCCUAGGCAACCCAUCUGCCCCGUGUGGACCAGUCAAGAGCGUAACUCCAUUGGAAGAUCCUGACCUCCGAUUGCAACAGUCACCUCAAAUUCACAUGCCCUGACUUUGCUGAUGAGGGGAGCUCUCCUGCCACUGUGGUGUCUGCUGUGAUGUCCUGUCAGAUUUUGGCCACCCAAAUUAUGAUCUUCACUGACAAGCAGAUUUCGAGAUCCUUGUUGCACGUUGUGAUAGGUACAUUUGUACGGUGCCCUUUCUUAUUCUACAGCUGUGCUGGUGGACAGCCAAAUACAAUCCCUGUGGCUUCAUAGCUCCAACCUUGAACCUGCCUCUUCUUCCCACUGCACCACCCAUGGAAUCUGCCUCUUCUUUCAGGUGCCAUGUCUGUCACUGCUCUUGAGAAAGAAGCGGGCAGAAUGGGCAGUUGCUCCAGCUAAAAACUAGGCAAGGAACAUACCACAUCUUUGCAAACAUUUUUCUUUGAAAGCUGAAGUCUAGCCAAAACAUGAAAUUCAGAAUCCAAACCAGGAAUUUUGACACCGAGAUCUGAGAAAUUGAAUGUGCAACUUUUGUCCCCAUAACCAAUUGGUUCUAAAUCAGCUGCUUCCUUUCUUGUAUUACUCAUGUACAUCCAUGGUUGCUUCUCUUUCCUGCACCAUCUUUCUUUAAUGUUGACUUAGGAAAGACCCACAACAGCUUGUUACGAGUCUGUGUCUACACAUCCUCCUGUUGAGGUGAACCCUGAUUCCUCUGGAAGGUCCCAAAUGGUGUACUGGGAACCAGCUGUGGGGUAUCAUGUUCAGGUUAUGUGUGCAUUUGUGCAUGCAUGUGUGUAUACAUGCACUAGAUCAGAAGCUGGAGGCACAUACAGUCAGGAGCAAAAAUAUUGCUGUCCUUUCAUUCAGUUCCCGGAGUGAGAAAUUGGGGAAGGUGCUGCUUGUAGGAAAUGAGCAUAUUGAGGAGAAAGAUUCAGCUUAGCCUUCUCACUGAUGCUAUUUUUCUGUGACCAAGGAAGCUUUCCCCCCCUAUGAGGAAACAUUCAAAUGUGCACAUGCAACUAUUCUGUUUUAGGCUAUGCCGGAGUCUUCACAGAGGCAGGGGUGCUGGAGUGACAUGCUCGUGUGCCUUGGCAGCUCCAAGGCACAUGAGUCAGGACCUUGGCUAGUGCCGGGCAGGAACACAAGAGCUGGAUAUGGCAAUGUCUAAGGGGCAUUGCUCCAGCAGCUUCUUGGAGCAGACUGCCCAGGCAGAACAAAUUAGCUCCAGCCCUUCCGUAGGAAAAGGGGCUAGGCCCAAUUCCUUAAGUGCUGGUCCAAGUGGUGCUGGGGGCUCUGUUAGGACUGGCUGUUCAUCAGAGAACUCCUCUGCAUCUGAGGACAAAGGUGGGACUGGGUCCUCAGAUCAUGGUGGAGGUGCUGGUUUAGGUUCCCCAGUUCUCCUGGUGUGGGACAUCCCAGCAGCACAGGGCCUCCUGGGGGCUGCCUCAUGAAGUCUUCCCUCCCCAUCUCAUCCCCUGAACAGUUCACCUCAUGAUCCAGUUGUGGUGGUGGUGGUGGUGUGUGUGUGUUGGAUCCGGGAUCAUGACAACAGCCCUCACAGACUUGAAACAUCAAAUGGGGCCAUCCAGAAAAAGCCUUAUCACUUGGUCCUGUUGAUUAUGUUAACUAGCCGCAGCUUCGUGGAGAUCUCCCAUCUGAAUGGCUGGCCCAAGAGGGGCUGCUUAGGUAGUGGUGGGGACACACCUCUGCGCUCAGCCCGGGCUGCCACGCUUCUGCCUGUGGGCAAGACGAAGGGAUGGCUUUCUCGCUGAAGCGGCCGCUUACCAUGAGUGGCGAUUGGCAAGGGGCCAAGAGGAGGCUGUGAUUGCCAAGCAGCGCCAGCACCUGCCUGAGGCUCAUAUGACAGGGAUGGAUGGGAGCUGCCCGUAAUGAGAUCCAGCCGAGCAGGAGCUGAGGAGAAAAGCAGGGCUGUAAAUAAAUAUGGGAUAAGAUCAUUUAACAGGGUGGGAUAUAUUGCGUUGUCUCACCCCAAGAGCGUGGAUGGAAUGUAAAGGGGCAAAGAAUAAUAAUACAUCCCCAGGGAAACCACAGAAGAGCCCGGGGGGGAGAGACAGGAGGGGGGCCCACAGCACCCCCAGUCCCAUCAUGGCCCAUGGUUGCUGAGGGGCAAAGGGCAAGAGGACUCUGUGUCUGGCUCCUUCCAGGGGAAGGGUGGACCAUGCCCUUAAGGACCGUGAGAAAGCUCCCCUGAAGUGACAAAUGGAAACCACCUUCCCCAUAACAUUUAUGCCAAUGGAUCCUCUUGCAAAGUCCCCAUUGCACCCUUGUGGCUUCUGUGAAACCUGCUCUUGUGCGCAGUCUGAUUUGCUGUUGCACGGACAGAGCAACCACAGAAAAAUUUGCGGGUCUAUCUUGCAAAAGAUGCAGCGGACCUGAAUCUGCACAAGGCAAAGCAUUCAGCCCCUGAACCGAUGCUGCGUGCCCAGAAGUUGCACAUCCGUGUGGGCAAAAUGCCCGCCAUGUCCGCUGCAUGUAGCAACUUGGCACCGGGCCCUGGAUGAAGCCUUGCAUGGCUGGAUGGCCUUGCAUGGAUCCACGGUGGACAGAGAAAAGGCAUUGUUGGGACACAGCAAGGGACUGGCAUUGCUAAACACCAUCUGCAGCACCAAAGACCUUAACCGAGGAAUGGAUUGUGGGAUGCUUGCACUAAUGCUGGCGCCGUGUACCUGGCAACAGCCAUAUGCAGGCGCCCUCAGGGCUGGUGAACGCAUGCACGCUCACCCCUCCGGCAUCAAGUGGUUGUUUACAUGUAUGACUCAAACCAGUAGUGGCUCAUCGUAAGGAUCCAGGGGGUGACCAAUGAGGCAACUCGGCUUGCUUCUCUCUCUUCCUGCCCUGGUGUUAAGGGGAGCCAUGCUGCCUGCAGGCUGGCCAUUCAUCAGGUAGUGCUGUGUGGUUAACCGCACAGCUCUACCUGACAAAUGGCCAGCCUGAAGGCAGCAUAACUCUCAGGCGAGGCAGGGGAGAGAGAGGGUCAACCCAAGUAUCCCUCUUGUCCCCCACAUUAGCAUGAGCUGCUACUGACUCAAACUCCACAGGGGAAAUCUUCAUAUAACCUCCACCAAUGCUUUUAUUUCAUUCUGAGCCAUCUUGUGUUAUCAAGCCAUGAGACGUCAAGCAAUGUAACUGUAUUUAUCAACCAACUCUAAGCCGAGAUUCUGUGGGGGGCUGAAGAUGGGGCGGGGAACCAGGAGACAGAGCCCAAGCGUGUGAUCUCUAGUGCAUAGUGUACACAUUUCUGGGCCACUUUCUCUGUGCCUAAGUGUUUUUACUUCUGUUUGUAGCAAGGUAGUCCUAGACUGAUGUUGCUUUUGCUGUGAAAUGAGGAAUACAUUAUCAGCCGUC
Hemicordylus capensis (graceful crag lizard) is the source of this 4712-nucleotide messenger RNA. It is a transcript of the gene TACR1, whose product is annotated as tachykinin receptor 1. Gene Ontology annotation, biological process: positive regulation of flagellated sperm motility; G protein-coupled receptor signaling pathway. Gene Ontology annotation, molecular function: substance P receptor activity. Lineage: Eukaryota; Metazoa; Chordata; Lepidosauria; Squamata; Cordylidae. Bases 60 to 1316 code for a protein of 418 amino acids. The transcript is spliced from 5 exons. Gene Ontology annotation, cellular component: sperm midpiece; plasma membrane. The record is from RefSeq and is a predicted model, not a curated record.